AUGACACGAAACAGCCAUCCAUGUAUCCAGAGAGAGAAGGAUGCAGCAGCAGCUUCGAUUCCGGUUGGCCAACGUCCGUUGCCAAAUGAGACCAUGAUAGUCGUCGAGGAAUUCGUUCACGAUUUUAAGAUGGAUGAGGUAGAGUUGGAACUUGAUACUUGUGUGCAAAAGCCUCUUGCACUAGAAUAUGGACCACUAGCUGGCCUUGAACUGGCAGAUUACAAUGCCCUGCAACCAUUUCAGGAGACACCACCUCGAAGCGUCCAAGAAUCGACAAAAGUGGACGGACUACUGCUGAAACAGUGUAAGCAAUGGUACUUUUGUCGCUUUGUACCGCGCUAA
This is a messenger RNA of Plasmopara halstedii, 342 nucleotides long. RefSeq lists its product as uncharacterized. Lineage: Eukaryota; Oomycota; Peronosporomycetes; Peronosporales; Peronosporaceae. The transcript is spliced from 3 exons. The coding region runs from base 1 to 342 and encodes 113 amino acids. The record is from RefSeq and is a predicted model, not a curated record.